Drosophila mojavensis is the source of this 4922-nucleotide messenger RNA. RefSeq lists its product as uncharacterized. Lineage: Eukaryota; Metazoa; Arthropoda; Insecta; Diptera; Drosophilidae. Gene Ontology annotation, biological process: regulation of transcription by RNA polymerase II. The record is from RefSeq and is a predicted model, not a curated record. Bases 168 to 4250 code for a protein of 1360 amino acids. Gene Ontology annotation, molecular function: RNA polymerase II cis-regulatory region sequence-specific DNA binding; zinc ion binding; DNA-binding transcription activator activity, RNA polymerase II-specific. The transcript has 12 exons. Gene Ontology annotation, cellular component: nucleus.
AUUGUUAAUGCUUUUUUAAUGUCUGCGCUUCUAGAACGGCUAGAUGAACAAUAUUUUUGCGUUAGUGCGCGACACAACAAAAUAAUUUCAAUUUCUGUUUAUAUGCUGUCAAUAAAAGCAAUAGCCAUCGUCGCCGCAUAACUCUAACCCGUUUUAGAUGUGCCAACAUGGCGCACAAGCGAUUAAAAACAGAGGGCAUGGAAACGAAUUACAAAUUUUCGUGUCGCUGUUGCCUCAAAUCCGAAGCGGAAUUCUACAAACUAGACUCGCUAAUCGAGUGCGGCAGUGGCGAAAAUGACGCGUCCUCUACAAAAAUACCCCUACUGCGUUUACUAUUAUUCUGCAUGCGCAUCGAAAAUCAGCCCGAGCUGCCGCAAUACAUAUGCGUGGAGUGUAGUAAGAGUUUGCAAAUCUCCUACUAUUUCAUACAGAACGGACUGAGAGCACAUGAAAUACUCUGUCGGAAACUGUGCCCCGGCAAGCUAAAGCUAAACUCGACGCGUUCCAAUGGUCAACAGCCAACACAAAGGCUCGAGUCCAACGAGAGCGAGGAUGCGUCGCUGUCCAGACUCUGGGAUCAAAAGCCACAAAAGUCUAUGACGCGGCACGAAUGUAAAGUAUGCGGUACCAUGGUAUACAAUCGCAUGGAGCUCAAGCAGCACAUACGCAUGCACGCAGAUGCAUCGAGUCAUCAGUGCAAAUUGUGCAGCUUUGUCACGUACAAGCACCGCCAGCUGCCGGAACAUUAUCGCAAAGUACAUGGCCUGACGGCUGCCCAAAUUGAGCAUCAGCUCAAGAUCCGCAGAUCCAUGCAGGCAGCUGCAAACGCAAUAAAAUCACCGCCAAAACUACCAAUAGAACCAGGAGAUGGCGAGGAGCAAGUGAAGGUCUGCACUCUGGAGGAUAUGGAACUGUUGAUUCCCACUGUGCUGACGCCAGAAGAUUUUUCGCAUCCUCAACUUGAUGCGGAUCAGCUGCGUGAUAUAGAGCAACAAUUGGCGAACUCGUUGCCCGUCGUACAGUCCACCACCCAGGCGGCUGAGCCAACAAUAGGGUGUGGCAAUAGCGGCAAUGUAAGCAUAGGUGCCGAGUUUCUGGUCAUGCCCGAUGGCUCCUUGCAGCAAGUGAAUGAUGGCGGUGUGGUAUUCGAGUACAUUGACGACAGCAAAAACGGCAAUGGGGCGGCACCUAACAUGACAUUACAGAGCCUACUGGAUGAUUCCAAGCCUGACUUGACAUAUAGUGCAAUGGACAUCGACUUAAGUCAUAUGUCUGUGGGCAAUGUAUUGCCACAGAUAAAAGUCAAGCCGAAGGCACGACCAGCUCCCGCGUCUACUGGCGCACUGAAACAUAAAUGCAAGCUGUGUCCAAAAGCAUUUCCCACGAUGGCACGUCUGAAAUCUCAUCAAUUAACGCAUAGUCAUUUGCCAAAAUUCUAUUGCGAUCAGUGCUCCUAUUAUUCGCUACGCAGCGCCGAUCUCAUCCAGCAUUAUACGACGGAACACAAGUCCAGCGUUGGCGAUAAUCGUUCGAAUAAUUUGGAUAGAUCCCAAUUACUUUUGCCGGCAGAUAAAAGUCGCAUUUAUUCCUGCGAUAUGUGUCUGUUCGAGGCGCCAACCAGUGGGCAACUGCGUGUGCACUACAGCGAUAAGCAUCUGAUAGUGCCCAGUGAGGUGCAACUGCGUCCCAGUUGGACGCAUGAGCCGAAGCAGGGGGGCGCUAAUACAAUGGUAAACAGUGGUAAUGCUUCCAGCCAGCCUGAUAUUCCAGUUGCCAUAAAAUAUCCUUCCAUGACGUCAGCGGCAUCCACUGCAUCAACUACAUUAACAACUCCGUGUGCGCCACAAAUUAUGGAAUCAACAACGACAACAACAACUGUGGGAACAACUAUGAAUGAGCUAAAUGUUGUGGUGGAUACCACACCAUUGUUCUAUGCAGCAACUGCAGAGCAGUUACCGAAUACUGAUGCGACAACAUCAGUAACAACGGCAGCUACAGAGUCAAAUACAUUUUCAAUGUUCCCAGAGCAAUCGUUUGCUAACAGCCUGACAACACCAACAAAAACACCGCCAACAAUUGCAGCAGAUGCAAACGGUGUGGGAAUCGCCACAUCGGCCACAACAAAUCCAAACACAAGUAUAUUUGGUGAUAUGCAAGAUUUUAUAGAUAAUACCGAUGUGGCUGCCAUUUGUACCAUACCCGCCGAUGAUAUGCCUGUCGUUGAUGGAGAUGAUAUUGUUAUUGAUAACAAUAAUAUCAGUUUGGACUUUGAUGCGGAAAAUCUAUUCGAGGAUUUUGAAGAUGUCGAGGUUGGCGAAGAGGAUGAAGAAGACGAGGAGGAUGCUGAAAAUGAGGAUGAAAAUGACAACAACGAUGCGGCUGCUGAUCAGAAUCUGUUGCUUACCAGUGACGAUGACGAUGUUGACGACUUCGAUGAUGAACAAUCGAAGCAUCUGCAGAAACCGUAUUGCAUCCAUUGUAAUAAGAAGUUCACCAGCCAAUAUAAGUUCGAGAAUCACAUGUUCGUGCACCGCGGUUUGGCGCCGUAUCGCUGUGAGCUGUGCACCAAUUUGUAUAAUAUGAAACGACUGCUCAUUCGACAUUAUAAGACGGUGCAUAAGCGCAUGCCCACACGGGACAUGGUGCAGGCCAAGGGCGACAAGGUUUCUGUGGCUCGUACAGCCAUUGAGAAGAUAAAUGUUCACGUUGACAAAAAUCCUAUGGUAAUGUGUGCUAAAUGUCCAUUUGAAUGCGAACAGGAGGGUGAAAUGCGCAAACAUUUAAGUGCGCAUCAUGGCAUUAAUGAUGGUGGGUCUACGCAUGCCAAUGAGGUGUUUAUCAUACGCAAAUUGCCUUAUGACUGUCCACGCUGUAUUCGGUCCUUUGCGGCUAAGCGCACGCUUAUAAGACAUCUGCAGCGUAGCCAUUUAGUGGACACAAUUAUUGAGAUGCAGGCGCCUCAAUUGACAACUAGUUCAGCGGCAACCACGACCACAUCGACGGCAACAACUACAUUGCCGCUCAACGCCAGUGAUGGCAAUAUAUCAACAACAGCAACAACAACAUUGGGGACAACAACUCCACUAGAUUCGAACAUAUUGGGGCAGCAUUUCUCGGACUCUGUGGAUGGUGAUGGCAAUGGCAGCGGUGGAGGCGAUGGCAACGGCGAUGGCGAUGGCAAUGGAAAAUGCGACAGGGACACAGGAUUCACAACGGAAAAUGUAACCACAAAUACACAAACCGAAGCACCAAAAGACACAAUCGAUGCAACCACAACUGAACCUACUGAACCUACUGGAUCAACAGAACCAGCAAACACUAACACCACAGAAGCAGAAACACCAUCAAUAACAACAACAAGUGAAGAAGGACCAGCAACAACAGCAACUGCUGGCUCAGCACUCUUUCCAACGCCCACUCCAUUUGACUUCGAUCUUGAUUUUAUAGGCGAUGGAGAGCAUGCCACGACCAUUAAGAACAGCGACAGCUUCAGCAUUGAACCCAAUCACAGUCACCUAUUGAAUGGAACCGAUAAGCUACUGACUGCUGCGUUAGAGCCAUCGCCAGUUAAAGACCUGCGCUCGCGCCUACCCCGUACCCCCAUCUUUGUGUGCAAGCAAUGUAAUCACACCUUCGAUGAGCUUGGCAAGCUGUUGCAGCACGAGCUGGAGCAACAUUCCAGCGGCAUUAUAUCGCCGCGCAAUAGUUACCAGCAUCAGUGCAAGAUCUGCAAUACAACAUACCGCACUGUAACGCUACUUAACUAUCACAUGAAACGGCAUACGACAGUAAAAGUUCCAUGCAAACAGUGUCCUAAAGAGUUUGCAAACACAUCCGAAUUGGAGUCGCAUUUACUGGCGGAGCAUAGCGUCGGAGCACAGACGCCUCUCAAAUGCGGCAUUAAUGGCUGCACUAAGACAUUUAACUACAAGCAUCAUCUGAAACGACAUCAGACUGCCUCCCACACGGCCGUACAGUAUAUUUGCCCGGAAUGCGGACGCGAUAUGCUUACUAGUCUGCAUCUCAGGAAUCAUAUGUCCAGCCAUAAGAGCACACACUCUUACAAGUGUCCCAAAUGUGUGCGCACCUAUAUGAGGCGCAAUCCUUUUCGCAGACAUGCGCUACGUGAGCACAAGUGGGAGCUGACCGAGCAGGAGAUUGAUCAAAUUUACUGUAUUAAUGAUAUACCGACUUUGGGUAAAUUUCGUGAGCGUAGAUCGUUGAAGGUUGAGAUCGACCAGUCCGACUAGCCAGCCAUCUGACGCAUCAAGCUGAAAGUAAAAAUGAUAAGAAUUGUGUAAUUUAAUGGCAACCUGUACAAAGAUAUUUGUAGUAUAAGCAUACAAUGUAACACUCAUCUAAACGCUUUAAUGCAUACCUUAUUUUAGAUUUACACUUAACAUGGCAAUCAAGUAUGCUUAUAUUUUAGAUAUAUAAGUAUCCAGUUAUAUAUCUAAGAUAUGCAUAUCGAAAUAGUAAAUCGAGUGUUAUUUGUUCAUACCUUUGUGAAAAGGUAUUAUUAUUAUGGUUACGUAGAGACAUUAUAAGCAUUAACUCAGUUUUUAUUUAGCAUCUCCAAGAUUUAAACAUUCAUGUAAAGCACAUUUAUAAUAUACCUGCAUCAUUACUUAAAUCUAUUUUGUUAACAGUAAUAAAGUUUAAUUGUUUAGUAAUGCAUCUACAUCAAUUUGAAGUGCUGUCUUUGCCAUCAAUGCGUACAUUAAUUAGUAUCUGUAUAACUUAUAUAUAUGUACAUAUAAUUGUAUAAAUAUAGAGUACUUAGAUAUUAACCUGUCCAAACCUAAGUUUUAAAGACAAUUCUUUUCUAAAACAAAAGUGUAUUUCUUUAACUAGCUGAUUAAAUUGGACUUGUGAGUCCAUCAUUACCUAAUUAAUAUAAACGAAACUUUAAAUGAUACUUA